AUGUUCACUUUAUGGUCAUUAUUGGAAGCGACACUGUUGUGUCUAAAUGCUGUCUGUAUCCUACAUGAAGAGAGAUUUCUAGCAAAGUUCGGCUGGGGAGCUACAACACAUCAACAGAGUUUUGAGCCUCCAUCAAUGAAGUCACAAGCUUUAAACUUAAUCAGAUCUAUUAGAACCGUUGUUAAGAUUCCGUUGAUAUUCUUCAAUAUAUUUGCAAUAACAUUUAAACUGAUAUUAGGAUAA
Chironomus riparius is the source of this 243-nucleotide messenger RNA. Lineage: Eukaryota; Metazoa; Arthropoda; Insecta; Diptera; Chironomidae. The record is from the annotation of a GenBank genome assembly.